This is a messenger RNA of Austrofundulus limnaeus, 2109 nucleotides long. Its product is annotated as tyrosine-protein kinase SRK2. Gene Ontology annotation, biological process: protein phosphorylation. Gene Ontology annotation, molecular function: protein tyrosine kinase activity; ATP binding. The transcript has 8 exons. NCBI's taxonomy places the organism in Eukaryota, Metazoa, Chordata, Actinopteri, Cyprinodontiformes, Rivulidae. The record is from RefSeq and is a predicted model, not a curated record. Bases 72 to 1688 code for a protein of 538 amino acids.
GACUGGAUCUUGUGCUGGGAGCAGCAGGAGGAAGCUGAAGGAUUUCUGGCUGGGAUUCAGGAUCAAGGAUCAUGGAGACCCAAAAGAAGUUUUCUUUGGAUUUUGUGUUGUUUCGUUGUUGUACUAAAAACUCUAAACACAGACCUCCGAGCAGCACCUCAUCGACAGAAGACCACCCUGGACUCAAGUCUUCACCAGAGUCAGUCUACACUAAGAUCAGUAAGUUAUCAUCAGAACCAGACCCCUCACCAUCAGAACCAGACCCUGUAGCCAGACCUUCACCAUCAGAACCGGACCCCUCACCAUCAGAACCAGACCCUGUAGCCAGGCCUUCACCAUCAGAACCAGACCCCUCACCAUCAGAACCAGACCCUGUAACCAGACCUUCACCAUCAGAACCGGACCCCUCACCAUCAGAACCGGACCUUGUAGCCAGACCCUCACCAUCAGAACCAGACCCUGUAGCCAGACCUUCACCAUCAGAACCGGACCCCUCACCAUCAGAACCGGACCUUGUAGUCAGACCCUCACCACCAGAAAGGCUUGAAGCAGAACCGUGGUAUUUUCCAAACACAGACAGYCAGCACGCAGAGAAGAUGCUGCUGGCUGAAGGGAACCAGACCGGUGCUUUUCUCAUCAGGAGCUCUGAAAAUACAAACAGAAGCUUUGCUCUGUCAGUGUUGGACCAGGGGAAGGUGAAGCAUUACAAGGUUCUACAGCUGGACAACGGUCAUCACUCGCUGUCAAACACCGUGUCCUUCCCCACGUUAAAAGAAAUGGUUGAUCAUUACUCCAGGCAGUCUGACGGCCUGGGCGUUCAGCUGUGUGAGCCGUGRAAAAAGGUCCCGCCAACCUUACAGCCACCAACCAUCUCGGAUCUGGAGAUCGAGCGCAGCUCCAUCACACUGCAGAGGAGGCUGGGGGCGGGGCAGUUUGGUGAAGUCUACCAGGGGCUGUGGAACGGGUCCGUCUCAGUCGCAGUGAAGAUCCUCAAACCUGAUAUGAUGCAACCUGUGGACUUCCUGAAGGAGGCUGCGUUCAUGAAGAGGCUGCGWCACCCCAAACUGAUCCAGCUGUACGCCAUAUGCACCCUGCGGGAGCCCAUCUUCAUCAUCACAGAGCUGAUGAAGAACGGCAGCCUGCUGGAGUACCUUCAGAAGGAUCAGGGCGCCACGUUACGUGUCUCAGAUCUGACUGAGAUGGCGGCCCAGGUGGCUUCAGGGAUGGAGUUCCUGGAGUCCCAGAACUACAUCCACAGAGACCUGGCAGCCAGGAAUGUUCUGGUUGGUGAGAACAACAUCUGRAAGGUGGCGGACUUCGGCCUGGCCAGGGUUUUAAAGAGAGAAGAUGAAAACGUGUACGUGGCCAGACAAGGAGGUAAGUUUCCUGUGAAGUGGACCGCUCCAGAGACCGUUACCAGCAACAAGUUCACCAUCAAAUCUGAUGUCUGGUCCUUUGGAGUUCUGCUGUACGAGAUGAUGACGUUUGGUCAGGUGCCUUAUCCAGAUAUGACCAACCUGCAGGCGGUCCAGUGGGUCAUGAAGGGCAACAGGCUGCCGUGUCCCCCCAACUGCCCCCCAGCCAUGUACAGCAUCAUGAUGGAGUGUUGGAAGAAAGAAGAACAGGACCGACCCACAUUUGAGUCGCUGCAGUGGAAACUGGAGGAUUUAUUUGACUUCCCACAGUGACUCUGACAGGUCCGAACAAAAACUGUUUCCUGUCAAAGUCACUCCAGAUUCUGAAUUUAACUUCUGAUCUAKUGGAGGAACAUUUAACUAACAGAGAACCUUUACUUCUACCCAUCGUCAUGAGAACUGCUCCACUGGACUGGAAGAGACACGAGUUUUAGUUGGUUUCCUUCAAACUGAAGAAACCAGUUCYACCAGUUCUUCCACACCUUCUCUCCACAGAAAGCAUAGUUCAGCUCUCCUGAGAGAAGCUGCCAUGUCCAACAGUCACAAAGCUGCUUGCUGGUCCCCAGUCUCUAGGUCUACAGAGACCACCAGAGGCUGAGAUGACUGUCUUCAGCCCAGCAACCUCUGGACAGARGUACCAGAACCAGAACCUUUGUCCAUGGUGGCUCCCUGCCAGAGGCGACUGCUCUAAGAC